Molecule: messenger RNA, 1495 nt
Organism: Notechis scutatus (mainland tiger snake)
Lineage: Eukaryota; Metazoa; Chordata; Lepidosauria; Squamata; Elapidae
Source: RefSeq, a predicted model, not a curated record
CUAGACGAGAGGAGACGACAGUGGCGAUAGCAGCUGGAAGAGCAAACGCACCUGAAGGGAGGGGUCAGGAGUGCUUGCCUAAUCUCACUGGGACAGGCAGCCGUAGACAAACAGCUUCUAUAAUAAUCUUCACUUGGAUUGCCCCAGCUUCAAGUAACAAGAGCUGCUUUGUUGAUUUGUCAAACUACGGAGCGAUUUACGAGGGAUUCCGCUUUGGAGAAGUGGGUUGAAAAAAAUAUCUCAAGUAAAAAGCUGCCUUCAAGCAAGGAAGAGAUUGAUUUAAAGGGCUUUAUUUAAUAAUGGGCACGGGUAAGAUUCCCAGUGCCUGAUUUAGGAGGAAGACCUGUUGAGGAGCCUCAGUUCUCUUCCUAGCUAGCUUCUGAGCUUGGUAUGGAUAAUGGUAGAGCGGUGGAAGCUCAGGUAGGCUUAAAACAGAAAGAUGCGGAGGUCAGAGUCCGUGGACGUAUUCUUCCAGAGAGUGCUGAAGAGAAAAAAAGUGUGAUCAACUCCCUGGUGUCUGGGGCAUUGGCUGGUGCUGUGGCCAAAACAGCCGUGGCACCAUUGGACAGGACGAAAAUAAUUUUCCAAGUGUCGUCGAAUAGAUUUUCUGCUAAGGAGGCCUACCGGCUGAUCUAUCGUACCUACCUCAGUGAAGGCUUCUUCAGCCUAUGGCGAGGCAAUUCGGCCACCAUGGUUCGGGUAAUCCCUUACGCUGCCAUCCAGUUCUGCGCACACGAGGAAUAUAAGCAGCUUUUGGGCAGCUACUAUGGCUUCCAGGGAAAGGCGCUCACCCCUCUGCCUAGAUUCAUCGCAGGGUCUCUAGCAGGGCUCACAGCUGCCAUGUUGACGUAUCCCCUGGACCUGGUCCGUGCCCGUAUGGCAGUAACGCCGAAGGAAAUGUACAGCAACAUCAUUCAUGUAUUUAUGCGGAUAUCUCACGAGGAAGGAUUGAAGACCCUGUAUAGGGGCUUCUCACCUACCAUCUUGGGGGUGAUCCCUUAUGCUGGAUUGAGCUUCUUCACUUAUGAGACACUGAAGAAGCUGCACGCAGAUCACAGCGGGAGGAGAGAACCCUACCCGUUGGAAAGGCUAGCGUUUGGGGCUUGUGCAGGCCUGAUCGGGCAGUCGGCCUCUUACCCUCUGGACGUGGUCCGUCGGCGGAUGCAGACCGCAGGGGCGCUGGGCUACUCCUACGGGUCCAUCCUCCUCACCAUGAGGGACAUCAUUCGGGAAGAGGGGCUCGUCCGAGGCUUGUACAAAGGGCUCAGCAUGAACUGGGUCAAGGGUCCCAUCGCCGUGGGGAUCAGUUUCACCACCUUUGACCUCAUGCAGAUUCUCCUCCGUAAAUGGGAGCGCAGGGUGAAUGUGCAGAGGUAACGCCAAACUUGCCGCCCGUGUAAGGGCUCCUUGUGGAGAGUGAGCGACCACCACGGUGGCGCCAGUCGAUGCUGACGAACGAGGAUGGACAAAUCCUUCUUUUUUUUUUCUUUUUUUU